Messenger RNA from Rhodamnia argentea, 1241 nucleotides. Its product is annotated as chloroplast envelope quinone oxidoreductase homolog. Lineage: Eukaryota; Viridiplantae; Streptophyta; Magnoliopsida; Myrtales; Myrtaceae. Gene Ontology annotation, molecular function: oxidoreductase activity. The transcript is spliced from 4 exons. The record is from RefSeq and is a predicted model, not a curated record. The coding region runs from base 95 to 1090 and encodes 331 amino acids.
UUUCGUUUCGUGCCACGAGAACAAUCUUUCUUCCCACCUCUCGCUCUAUCGCUCUUCAGAUCAUCACGCGAUUCUGGGAGCUUCGGGAUCGGAAAUGGCGGAGACGAAGCCGACGAUGCACGCGGUACGGUACGAGUCUUACGGCGGAGGACCCGCCGGCUUGAAGCAUGUUGAUAUACCUGUUCCUGCACCUAAAAAGGGUGAAGUUUUGCUGAAACUGGAAGCGAUUAGUAUAAACCCUGUUGAUUGGAAAUUGCGGAAAGGAAUGUUGAGACCAGUUCUUCCUCCCAAGUUCCCUCACAUACCUGCCACCGAUCUAGCAGGAGAGGUCGUCAAGGUUGGACCAGCAGUCAAGAAAUUUAAACCUGGCGACAAAGUCGUAGCCAUCCUCAACCACUUUAAAGGAGGAGGAUUUGCUGAGUUUGCCGUUGCAAAUGAGAGCCUAACCGUGGCAAGGCCACCUGAAGUAUCCGCACCAGAAGGGGCAAGUUUAGCAGUAGCCGGCCUCACUGCUCUCCAGGCCCUCACGCAAGCUGCUGGGGUAAAGCUCAAUGGGAGCGGGCCACUGAAGAAUAUCCUGAUUACCGCUGCCUCAGGCGGCGUUGGCCACUAUGCGGUUCAACUCGCAAAGCUAGGAAACGCACAUGUGACUGCUACUUGUGGGGCUCGCAACAUCGACUUGGUCAAGAGCCUUGGCGCUGACGAAGUCCUCGACUACAAGACCCCAGAGGGAGCUGCCUUGAAGAGCCCAUCCGGCAAGAAGUACGACUUUGUGGUCCACUGCGCAAAUGAUUUCCCUUGGUCAGUUUUCGAGCCGAACCUGAGCGAGUGUGGCAAGGUGAUAGAUAUUACCCCGAAUGCCAGUGCAAUGCUGACCUUCGCUCUCAAGAAGCUCACCUUCUCCAAGAAGCAGCUCGUGCCAUUGCUAUUAACAGCCAAGGGCGAGAAUCUGGAAUUUCUGGUUAAGUUGGUCAAGGAAGGGAAGCUCAAGACCGUCAUAGACUCGCAGUAUCCACUGAGCAAGGCCGAGGAUGCUUGGGCGAAGUCUAUAAAUGGUCACGCCACUGGUAAGAUUAUUGUAGAGCCAUAGGACUAAUUGCCGGUGCUUUUUGUGCGUGUUGUCUAUGAUAAUGAUUUUCUACUUGCUGUGAAUGCUAUUGAACUCUUUUGUUCCUUUUUCACCUUUAGAAAGAUUAUUGGUGGAAGUGUAAUAUUACUUUGAACAGAGCGAUUUACAUUAU